This is a messenger RNA of Nipponia nippon (crested ibis), 1785 nucleotides long. NCBI's taxonomy places the organism in Eukaryota, Metazoa, Chordata, Aves, Pelecaniformes, Threskiornithidae. The record is from RefSeq and is a predicted model, not a curated record.
AUGGCAGGCGGGAGCCGCGACCUGCACAUCGCCACCUUGAGCAGCGUCGGGAGCCGGUGGGCUGCCGUGCCGAGCAGCGAGCCCUUCCUGCUCUCCCUGCCGGAGCCCUGGCUCCAGGCUGGGAUCUCCCCCGUUUUUUUGGGCUGCGGCGUUGCCGACAGCCCCAGGACUGUCUUUGGUGUGGACAAGCUGCAGGCACAGAAGCUGAGGCUGGCACACAGCCGGGGACCCUACUACAGCGGCUCCCUGCCCAACGUCAACCAGAUCGGCAGCGGCGUCUCCGACUUCCAGGGCCCUUUGCAGUCCCCGCUGGAUUCCACGCGCAGCACCCGGCACCACGGCCUGGUGGAGCGAGUUCAGCGGGACCCGCGCCGGAUGAUGUCCCCCCUUCGCCGCUAUGUCCGACAGAUCGACAGCUCUCCCUACGGACCGACCUACCUGUCGCCUCCGCCCGAGCCCAGCUGGAGGAGGACCAUGCCCUGGGGUAACUUUCCCGUGGAGAAAGGACAUUUGUUUAGGCUGCCGUCGGCUCUCAACAGAACAAAUUCCGACUCGGCGCUUCACACGAGCGUGAUGAACCCCAACCCCCAGGACGCGUACCUGGGCCCCUCGCAGGGCGCCCCGCCGCCUGGCCGCCGGAGCGGUGAGCUGUUUCUUUUCCAAGUGCCUCCCAUUGAAGAGACCUUCGACGACAACAAGCAUUCGCUGAAGCCCUGGGACACCAAGAAGCUCUCCUCAUCCUCGGCCCGUCCGCGCUCCUGUGAAGUCCCUGGGAUCCACAUAUUUCCAUCCCCGGAUCAGCCUGCCAACGUCCCCCUCAUCCCCUCGGCCCUCAACACGGGUGGCUCCCUUCCCGACCUCACCAAUCUGCACUUCCCCUCCCCGCUGCCCACCCCUCUCGACCCGGACGAGACCGCGUACCCCAGCCUGAGCGGGGGCAACAGCACCAGCAACCUGGCCAACACCAUGACGCACCUGGGCAUCAGCGGCAGCAUGGGACUGGGGACGGGCUACGACUCGCCAGGACUUACCUCACCUAUGCAGAGCUCCCUGAGUAACCCGUCCCUGCAGUCCUCGCUUAGCAACCCCAACCUCCAGGCCUCCCUGCGAAGCCCCUCGCUCCAGUCUUCCCUCAGCAACCCCUCGCUCCAGUCCUCCCAAAGCAGUUCCUCCAUCCCUUCCUCGCUCUCCAACCAGUCCCUGCCUUCCUCCCUCUCCUCCUCGCUCAGCAAUCCCUCCCUCCCCACGUCCCCCCGCAGCCAGCCCAUGCAGUCCUCCCCCAGCAACCCCAGCCUGCCCUCCGGCUUGAGCGGCUCUUCCUACGCCCCCAUGGUGCAGGCGUCCAUAAACACCUCGCCCCGCCGACGGGUCCCGCUCAGCCCCCUCACCCUCCCAAUGGGUGGCGACUCCAGAAGGCAGCACCCCAAACAGUUCUCACCAACAAUGUCACCCACAUUGUCCUCCAUCACCCAGCAGCAGCAGCAGCAGCUGGGACAGCCCCUGAGCGACUUCGGCUUGGGCAGCUUUGAGCAGUUUGGGAUGGGGGAAAGCCCCACCGGCAACAGCGGCGGCUUCCCCGAGGAGCUGGGGAGCCUGAGCUACCCCCCAACCGAGGGGGGCUACGACCCCCACGUCCUCAACCGGCAAAACCUGAGCAACUGCAGCCGCCACGGCCCCAUCCCCAACAUCAUCCUCACAGGUGGGUGGGCCCAUCCUCACAGGUGGGUGGGCAGGGGACACCGGCAGCCCCCCGCGGGGCGCGGGAUGUCGGAUGGGGGGUCCUGA